AUGGAUGCCCGGUCGAGGGACGAUAGUCUAUCGCAAGCUCGCGACGGUGGGAAUGAUGGCUUGAGGCCCUCUCAGCCAGGUACUCCAUUGGCAGGGAAACCCAAAGUUCAACAGCCUAAGCCUCAAGCCCUUCCAAACCGAUCAGGGCCCUCUGCCAUCCUAGUCUCGACGCGUCAAAAAGGCAACCCCAUCUUGAACCAUAUCAAGCUUCUGCCAUGGGAGUUUGCUGAUAUUCCUGCCGACUACGUGGUCGGGACUACCAGUUGCGCACUGUUUCUCUCACUAAAAUAUCACCGCCUUCAUCCGGAAUACAUCUAUUCUCGAAUCAAACUUCUAGCGGGAAAGUACAACCUCCGCAUUGUACUAGUCAUGGUCGACAUUCCUAACCAUGAAGACCCCUUAAGAGAGCUAUCCAAGACCUCCAUUGUGAACAACCUCACAUUAAUGCUCUGCUGGUCUGCACCCGAGGCAGCACAUUAUCUCGAACUGUUCAAAUCCUCCGAACAUGCGCAGCCUACUGCGAUUCGCACUCAGCAGGCACAGUCGUAUAAAGAAUCUCUUGUGGAAUUUGUGACCACACCACGGAGCAUCAACAAGUCCGAUGCAGCGAGUCUGAUAUCGACAUUUGGAAGCCUUCAGAAUGCCGUGAAUGCACAGCCAGAGCAAAUCAGCGCCGUGCCUGGCUGGGGGGAGAAAAAAGUUCAGCAAUGGUGCAACGCGGUGCGGGAAGAUUUUAGGGUUGAGACCACCAAAAAAGCAUCGGCCCCGGCUUCUAAGGCCCCAAGGCCAAUGGAACGAGCUGUUCGCAUGCCAGACCAAUCAGCUAUGGAUGAGGAUGAAGACGAGGCGGUGCUUCGAUCUGUUAUGGAAGAAAGCCGGCGCAUGGCUGAGUCUGCGAAUACCCCAUCCAAGCCGAGUCAGCCGGCUGAGCAGCUCGAUGAUGGCAUUGCGGCCGCGCUAGCAAAACUCCGCGAAUCCGGGGGUUGA
Messenger RNA from Penicillium oxalicum, 987 nucleotides. Its product is annotated as DNA repair protein RAD10. The record is from RefSeq and is a predicted model, not a curated record. Bases 1 to 987 code for a protein of 328 amino acids. The transcript has a single exon. Gene Ontology annotation, cellular component: nucleotide-excision repair factor 1 complex; nucleus; ERCC4-ERCC1 complex. Gene Ontology annotation, molecular function: single-stranded DNA binding; damaged DNA binding. Gene Ontology annotation, biological process: UV-damage excision repair; mitotic recombination; meiotic mismatch repair. Lineage: Eukaryota; Fungi; Ascomycota; Eurotiomycetes; Eurotiales; Aspergillaceae.